AUGUUUUCUAUCCUAACAUAUUGCUACCUCAAAACUCUCGCCAUCCUACUACGGUCCAUCACAGCACUGGGCAGCCGCAUCGCAGGCCGUCCUGUACCCCGACCAGAUGAAGUUCGGCGCAUUGGAUCGCGCGACCCAUGGAGGACGAUCACGAUCCAUGUGUAUCGCGCGGCCAAACCCACCAAAGGGCCAAAGCCGCGGGUUCCUACUCCUUUGCACGGUAGCGAUGUGGAAUUCUGUCAAACGAUCAGCCAAAACACCGAAUACACUGUCUUGGAUGUGCCGUAUCGGCUGGCACCAGAGAACCCGUUCCCAGCAGCGCUAAAUGAUGUCGAAGAUGCCAUCAAAUACGCCAUGAGUCGGACUGAAGAGUUCGACUUGUCGCGAAUCUCUCUCUCCGGAUUCAGCGCCGGGGCAAACCUCGUGCUGGCAGCGUCAGCCACGCUCUUCCCUCCCAACACCUUCCGCUCGCUGAUCGCGUUCUAUCCUCCGGUAGAUCUGGCCCCUGACGCGGCGACCAAGGUCGCUCCAGACCCUAGUGGACGCGUGAUUCCCAUCCCUGUCGCGCGUCUGUUCACACGCUGUUACGUACCUCCCGGCAUGGACAAGCGGGACCCCCGGAUCUCGCCCAAGUACGCUGAUCUGCAUCGAUUCCCGCACCGAUUGCUGGUGAUUACCUGCGACGGUGACUCGCUGGCCCUUGAGGGAGAAGAGCUGGCGCAGAAACUCGAGAAACUGCCAGGGCGACAUGUGGUCAGCGAGCGCAUGGCUGGGUGCAACCACGCGUGGGACAAGCGCACGCGGGCGGGAACCCCGCAGCGAGAGGCUCGGGAUCGGGCAUAUGCUCUGGCAGUGGACAUGUUGAACGAGGCUUAA
Messenger RNA from Penicillium daleae, 876 nucleotides. Its product is annotated as putative esterase/lipase. The coding region runs from base 1 to 876 and encodes 291 amino acids. Gene Ontology annotation, molecular function: hydrolase activity. The transcript is spliced from 2 exons. The record is from RefSeq and is a predicted model, not a curated record. NCBI's taxonomy places the organism in Eukaryota, Fungi, Ascomycota, Eurotiomycetes, Eurotiales, Aspergillaceae.